Messenger RNA from Malurus melanocephalus (red-backed fairy wren), 1374 nucleotides. Its product is annotated as inactive carboxypeptidase-like protein X2. NCBI's taxonomy places the organism in Eukaryota, Metazoa, Chordata, Aves, Passeriformes, Maluridae. The transcript is spliced from 9 exons. The annotation marks the transcript as partial. Gene Ontology annotation, molecular function: zinc ion binding; metallocarboxypeptidase activity. Gene Ontology annotation, biological process: proteolysis. The record is from RefSeq and is a predicted model, not a curated record.
AUUGCCCUCCACUUGGUCUGGAGACAUUAAAAAUUACUGACUUCCAGCUCCACGCCUCCACAGCCAAGCGCUACGGCCUCGGGGCCCACCGGGGCAGGCUCAAUAUUCAGGCAGGUGUUAACGAAAAUGAUUUUUAUGAUGGUGCUUGGUGUGCAGGAAGAAAUGACCCCUACCAGUGGAUUGAAGUAGAUGCUCGAAGGCUGACAAAAUUCACUGGAGUCAUCACGCAGGGAAGAAACUCCCUCUGGUCGAGUAACUGGGUGACCUCUUACAGAGUGCUGGUGAGCAAUGACAGCCAUGCGUGGACCGCGGUCAGAAACGAAUCUGGAGAUGUGAUUUUCGAAGGGAACAGCGAGAAGGAGAUCCCGGUGCUGAACAUGCUGCCGGUGCCGCUGGUGGCGCGGUACAUCCGCAUCAACCCCCGCUCCUGGUUCCAGGAGGGCAGCAUCUGCAUGAGGCUGGAAAUCCUGGGCUGCCCCUUGCCAGACCCAAAUAAUUAUUACCACAGAAGAAAUGAAAUGACAACCACAGACAAUCUGGACUUCAAGCAUCACAACUACAAGGAAAUGAGGCAGUUGAUGAAAACUGUGAAUAAAAUGUGCCCAAAUAUCACAAGAAUUUACAAUAUUGGAAAAAGCAACCAAGGACUGAAGCUGUACGCCGUCGAGAUUUCUGACAACCCAGGAGAACACGAAGUUGGGGAGCCAGAAUUCCACUACAUCGCGGGAGCUCACGGGAACGAGGUGCUGGGYCGGGAGCUGAUCCUUCUGCUGAUGCAGUUCAUGUGCCAGGAGUACCUGGCUGGGAACCCACGCAUCGUUCACCUCAUCGAGGGCACGAGGAUCCACCUGCUGCCCUCAGUGAACCCUGACGGAUAUGACAAAGCCUACAAAGCGGGUUCAGAAUUGGGGGGCUGGUCUCUAGGACGGUGGACUCAGGACGGCAUUGACAUCAACAAUAACUUCCCUGAUUUAAACUCUCUCCUCUGGGAGUCAGAAGAUCAGAAGAAGAGCAAAAGGAAAGUUCCAAACCAUCACAUCCCGAUCCCUGACUGGUACCUGUCAGAAAAUGCCACUGUGGCAGUGGAGACACGAGCAAUCAUAGCCUGGAUGGAAAAAAUCCCUUUCGUGCUGGGUGGCAACUUGCAAGGGGGAGAGCUGGUGGUGGCCUAUCCCUACGACAUGGUGAGAUCCAUGUGGAAAACCCAGGAUUACACCCCCACGCCCGACGACCACGUCUUCCGCUGGCUGGCGUAUUCCUACGCCUCCACACACCGGCUGAUGACGGACGCCAGGAGGAGAGCCUGCCACACCGAGGACUUCCAGAAGGAGGAUGGCACUGUCAACGGAGCCUCCUGGCACACCGUGGCUGGAA